This is a messenger RNA of Rhinocladiella mackenziei CBS 650.93, 552 nucleotides long. Its product is annotated as ADP-ribosylation factor. Gene Ontology annotation, cellular component: cytoplasm; plasma membrane. NCBI's taxonomy places the organism in Eukaryota, Fungi, Ascomycota, Eurotiomycetes, Chaetothyriales, Herpotrichiellaceae. Gene Ontology annotation, biological process: intracellular protein transport; vesicle-mediated transport. Gene Ontology annotation, molecular function: GTP binding; GTPase activity. The record is from RefSeq and is a predicted model, not a curated record. The transcript is spliced from 5 exons. Bases 1 to 552 code for a protein of 183 amino acids.
AUGGGCCUCGCGUUCUCCAAACUGUUUGACCGACUGUGGGGAAAGAAAGAGAUGAGAAUUUUGAUGGUUGGUCUUGAUGCCGCCGGGAAGACCACUAUCUUGUACAAGCUCAAGCUCGGUGAAAUUGUCACCACAAUUCCCACCAUCGGAUUCAACGUCGAGACUGUCGAAUACAAGAACAUUCAGUUCACUGUGUGGGACGUCGGUGGGCAAGACAAGAUCCGUCCUCUUUGGAGGCAUUACUUCCAGAACACCCAGGGUAUCAUCUUCGUGGUCGACUCCAACGACAGAGAUCGUGUUGUUGAGGCCCGUGAGGAACUUCAGCGCAUGCUUAAUGAAGAUGAGCUGCGCGACGCCCUCCUCCUAGUCUUCGCCAACAAGCAGGAUCUUCCUAAUGCUAUGAACGCCGCCGAAAUCACCGACAAGCUUGGCCUCCACAGUCUUCGACAACGUGCCUGGUACAUCCAAUCCACCUGCGCUACUUCUGGUGAUGGUCUCUACGAAGGUCUCGAAUGGCUGAGCAACUCUCUCCGCAAGGCUGGCCACAACUAA